Molecule: messenger RNA, 2383 nt
Organism: Felis catus (domestic cat)
Lineage: Eukaryota; Metazoa; Chordata; Mammalia; Carnivora; Felidae
Gene: TP53TG5
Product: TP53 target 5
Exons: 5
Coding region: 1402-2223 (273 amino acids)
Source: RefSeq, a predicted model, not a curated record
CUGAGAGUCUUCACUGUUGUGGAAAUAUAUAAUCAUAUGCUACUAUGCAUUUCCAUUCAAUUCUCUAUUCAGUGAUAUCUCAUUGGUAGCUUGAAUUCAGCCCUGGUAGGAGUAUUCACACCCAAACAUAGGUACGUUAUAAAUCAGGUUUAUUAUUUUGUCGAUUGUCUGCACCAGGGGUUGAUCAUGGCCCAAAUCCAGCCCAACUACUUUUGUAAAUAAAGUUUUAUUGCAACACAGCCAUGCCUACUCAUUUGCAUACCAUCUGUGGCUGCUUUCACCCUACAAUAGCAGAGCUGAGCAGGUACAAUUAUAUGGCCUGCAAAGCUUGACCUGUUUACUAUCUUGCCCUUUACAGAAGAAACUUGCCCACCCAUGGUCUAGCCUUAACAUCUAACGGAGGAGAUGUUAAUAAUGCAAUUAAAUGUAAACACAUAUGUCCUGUCUCUAGCUACUACAUUGUAAACAGCACACACACCAAAAAAAAUUGAGAAAACAUACUGCCGGUAUUUGAAAACUGAUCCAAUACAGCAAAUAAGUCGAUAUGUCAUUAGUGAAUAAGUGAAAUUCCAACAUUUUAUUCUUUCACUUUUUUACUUUCUUCCUCCUGAAAAUGUCAACAUUUAUGUUGGAGCUACAUUUGUUCAUCCAUAACAACCAUAGAUUGGCUAUGGGUAGGAGUUAGGCAGGACCCAGGAAAAGCAUACUGUUAAGAAUGAACUGGCUCUUUGGAAUUUACAAUAAAGAGUAUUGUAGAAUUUUAUUAUUUUAUAUUUGUAUUGGUAAAACUUAUAAUACACACACAGAGGCAAACACAUUUUGCUUUACAAGCACGCGUACUGUUUUGUUUCCCCUCCAGCAGAAUGUAAACUCCUUGAGAGGAAGAAUGUUCUUUUAUCCCAGUGCUUAGAACACCUGACAUGUAGCACGUGCACAGUCAACAUAGGACGGGAGAGAACAGAUGAGCAUAGUUGGGAACCCCUGGUUUCAUGCAUUGACUGUCAGACCUUAAAUUUCCAGCUCCACCAUUAUCCACAUGUGUGGCCUUGAGUAAAUUAUUUAACCCCUUUGAACCCUGGCUUCUUUAUUUAAAAAGAGGAGACAAUUCUCUUACCUCACAGGGAGGUAAGAGAAUGCCUCUACCUGGCACCUACUAGGGUUUUCCACAAAUGGGAGUUUCCUCCUCACCCUCCACCCCUGCCACACACAUACUCCUUGGAGACCCAGCCCUGCUGCUGUCACAAAUUUCAGUGAUGUCACAGCCCCCCUCCCUGGAAGCUCCAGCACAGCCCUCCUGACAGCCAGCCUGAGUGCUGGCCGAACUGAGAGGGGCAGGGUGCAGGUGGUACCUGAUUCCAGUCUUGCCCCAGAUAUCUGUCUUUGAGGCCUCACGGCCCCAGUAUGAGUCCAUCAGCAAGGAAGAGGCCCAAGAAUAGAAUGGUUUCCAAGCUACAAGAUGAAGAACCACGGGACAAGAUACCGCAACCUGUCAGCAAAGCAAUUAGGCGGAACCGACUUAAGAUGGUAUUAAAAAACUUGUCGCUCUUGAAGCUGCUCAAGAGCUCAAACCCCCGGAUCCAAGAACUGCAUAACUUGGCCAAAAGGUGUUGGAAUUCAUUGCUCAGAGUUCCAAAGAUCCUUGGGAUCUCCACCAGGAGCAGUAAUGUCUGCGAUAGAGUGGAACAAGAUAAUGAAGAGCUCCAAGAGGCUGGGUGCCCUGAGAAGACACUGGAAUCCAAGAAAUUACAGUCCACAGGGGAGCUCAAGCAGGGGUUGGGGGAGAAGAACAAGGCACAGGAGUCACCCGCAGCAGUGCUCCAGGGCAAAGAGCAGAUGGAGCCUGAGCUCCCAAGGACAUCGAAGGAUCAUGGCCUGACCACUUUCCCUGGAGCCCAGGGAAGGCAAUCACCUAAAGGAGAACCCCGCACAUCGAAGGAUCAUGGCCUGACCACUUUCCCUGGAGCCCAGGGAAGGCAAUCACCUAAAGGAGAACCCCGCAUCAUCUUCCUGAAGACCUACCAGCACAAAACUCCCAUGGGGGACAAGCAGCAGCUGGAGGCAGCUGACCAGUGGAUCUGGUUUGAGGGGUUGCCCACCCGAAUCCACCUCCCCGGGCCUCGGGUGAUGUGCAGAUCGUCCACCCUGCGCUGGGUCAAGCGCUGCUGCACGCGCUUCUGCUCUGCGUCACUCGAGCUGCCCAUGUGCCAUCCGUACAGAGUGUGACGACACCACUGCCAGGCCGGGGUGGUGUGACCUUGGACGGGAGCCAGAGGUGUGACAACGGAGACGGAGACGGUGCAAUCAUCUGAGCGGGAGGGAUGGGCGGGAAAAUUCACGAGUGUACAAAUAAAAUCUCCCAUAGGGACUGAAGAAUAUUACCGCC